AAAAGUAGUUAAGGCGUGUUAAUUUUGAAUCAGAUUUUAUGACGUCACUCAUGUUUGGCUCGAGGACACAGUUGGGGAGGGGGUGUGAGGGUGGAGGAGGCACGCGGAGACGCGAGCGUGAGGAAAGGGGGAAAAAACACAGUACGCUGGCGGAGAGGGGUCACGAACUAUGACCUUUAACAGAGGAAAAAACACUUCAAACAUAUAUAUUUUUAAAAGGCCAAUCGCCCUAUAUUGAUGAACGGCUUUCCACUAAGGCUUCACUAAUGACUCCCCGUCACCAUGACGAGCAGCCUAAAUCUGCUCUCUCAGCAGAGAGCAGACUCUGAACACGAGGCAGAGGGGGAAUCCUCUCCAUCAGAGUCUGUGAUGAGUGAGUCUCCACAGCGGUUUCAGUUCAUUUCUACUGACCCUGCCACAACACCACAACAAAUACAGAUUCUCACUGAUCAACAAACUGGUCAGAAGAUCCAGAUUGUGACAGCCAUGAACCCGUCCAGUGUUCCCAAGCAGCAAUUCAUUCUGACUACAGCAGACAGUUCAGGGGCGAGUAAGGUCAUCCUCGCAUCACCAGAGAGUCACAACACAAAGCAACUCAUUCUUACUUCAGCAGACGGUUUAAUGCCCGGAAGAAUACAGAUUGUUACAGAUCCAGUAUCAAUGGAACGGCUGUUAAACCAGUCAGGUGAUUUGAGUAGACCGCAGCCAGUGGAAUACUGCGUGGUGUGUGGGGACAAAGCUUCAGGACGUCACUAUGGAGCCGUCAGCUGUGAAGGGUGUAAAGGUUUUUUUAAGCGGAGUGUGAGAAAGAAUCUGACCUACAGCUGUCGCAGUAAGCAGGACUGCGUCAUCAACAAACAUCAUCGUAACCGCUGCCAGUUCUGCAGACUGAGGAAAUGCCUUAAAAUGGGGAUGAAGACUGAAUCUGUCCAGAGUGAGAGGAAGCCUAUUGAAGUUGUUCCCAGAGAGAGGCAUGCUAACUGUGCGGCUUCCACCCAGAAAAUCUACAUUCGCAAGGACCUUAACAGCCCGCUCAUCGCUACACCAACCUUUAUCUCUGACACUGACACAGACGGCUCCAGAUCCAGCCUGCUGGACCAGGGGAUGCUGGUUAACAUCCAACAGCCUGUCAUUCAAGCUGAUGGAACUUUGCUGUUGGCAACUGACUCCAAGAUGGAUUCAGGGCAGGGAGACCUGGGUACGCUAGCCAAUGUAGUGACAUCACUGGCCAACCUGAGUGACUCGCUAAAGGAAAGCCUUAACGAUGGCGAUACGUCAGACAGCCAACAGGAGACCCAGUCUGCCAGUGAAAUUACACGUGCCUUUGACACUCUGGCCAAAGUUUUCAGCCCACCUGAAGAAGGACUGGAACAACAUCUGUCAGAGAAACCCCAGUGUGUCAGUGGAACCACCAUCCAGCUGAUUAGACGAGACCAGGAGACGCCCAUCAUUGAGGUGGAGGGACCGUUGCUCACAGACAGCCAUGUCAGUUUCAAGCUGACCAUGCCAAGCCCCAUGCCCGAGUAUCUGAAUGUACAUUACAUCUGUGAGUCGGCAUCCAGACUUCUGUUCCUCUCCAUGCACUGGGCACGCUCCAUCCCUGCCUUCUCUGCUCUGGGUCAGGAGGCAAACACCAGUUUGGUGAGAGCCUGUUGGAAUGAGCUUUUUACUCUGGGACUGGCUCAGUGUGCUCAUGUCAUGAAUCUGUCGACUAUCCUUGCAGCCAUUAUCAAUCACCUGCAAAGCAGCAUUCAGGAUGAAAAACUAUCUGGGGAGAGAGUGAAGCAGGUGAUGGAGCACAUCUGGAAGUUCCAGGAGUUCUGCAACAGUAUGACAAAGCUGGAGACCGACAGUUAUGAAUAUGCUUACCUGAAGGCCAUUGUGUUGUUCAGCCCUGAUCACCCUGGUGUGGAUAGCAGUGGGCAGAUUGAGAAGCUGCAGGAAAAAGCUCUGAUGGAGCUGCAGGACUACGUGCAAAAAACAUACCCUGAUGACACAUACAGGUUGACGCGCAUCCUGACCCGUCUCCCUGCACUGCGCCUCAUGAACUCCAGCAUUACAGAGGAGCUGUUCUUUACUGGUUUAAUAGGCAACGUCUCCAUAGACAGCAUCAUCCCUUACAUCCUCAAGAUGGAGACGGCCGAGUACAACAGCCAAGACUCUGACCCAGCAGAAUGACCACACUCUCUUCCCAACAACGUCGUCCUUGAAACUCCCUUUUUCAUUCAUACUUUGACAGGUACACUCCACAUCUGUGAAGGUUUGUCAUGUCGAGCUGCAUCCAAAAACCCUGCAGCAGGCCUUUGUUUUUAAGGAUGUUUAAUCUGGAAUAUUUAGUUCUGAAAAUCUGUAUGAAUGAGAACAUUUAAAAAACAAAUGUAAUCAUCUGCAGUUAAAAGUGUGCAUAUCUCCUUAAAUGUAUUGCCUAAUUGCAUUAACACCUGAUUCAUGCCUUUUUAAACAUUUUAGUAAACCAUACCAUAGAAUUAAGCUGAUUUCCUACAUGUUAAAAAGCUUGCCUUUAAUGCUACUUUAUCAGAUAAUAUAGAAUAUUAUCAUCAUACUUGUUAUGGUUCAAAGAAAACAUUUGGCCUUUUUAAAGUGAGACCAAAGUGAAUCCAAUGUAAUUAUUAAAAGCUACAUUGGCUUUUCCAAACAUUCACUUUAAGUUUUGCACCUGAAGACUGUUUGAAUUUAACCUGUAGAAAACACUUAAACCGAAGUUAUGCUAUGAAUUAACAAAUUAUUCCUAAUGCUGUGCAAAAACAAAUGAAUGGAACUGGGAGAUCAUGAUCACUUUAGAGAGGAAGGAGAAACAUGUUUACUCCUAGUUGAUGAAUAACGGUUAGGCUAAGUAGGCUAAAUAAGAAAUGUAAUUCCAGUGCUUUUGAUGAACUGUAAAAGCAUUAAACUGGCUAGCACUUUCAUUUUUUUGCUUUUCAGUUUUGGCCUAUUUUCAAAGACUGAAAAAGAGAUUAUUUUUUUGUUUAAUGCGGUACCUGCAUUUAUCAUGCUCUUAAGUUGCCUGUGCAAUCACCUUAUCAAUUUGUUCCCCCUAUUGACAAUCAUUUGUUGUUUCUCUGUCAUAUAGGUAUCAUGAAUGUGUUAGCAUUUUCUAUUUCAAUGGCAAUUAUUUCUAUUAAGAUUUUUUGCUCAGAAGCCUGUUUUUUUGUAUGUAGCCCUGCUACUGUUUGCAUUCUAGUGCACAAUAAUCAGCUUGAGCAUUCAGGCUGACUAAACCUUUGUGUUGUUUAUGUUUUGUGCUGUCAUUUGUUAUUAUCAAAUUAGCUUUUUGCAUACAAAGUGUACUUAAAGUACUUUAGGGCAGGAUUCCCUGAUUAUUAGUUUAGAAAUUAAAAAAAAUAAAUAAAAGUAAGGCCUUGGGGAAAGCCAGCCUUGACUGUAUGGAUGUCUUGAAGACAGUAUAGAGAUAUGCAUCGGCUUUCCCUAUGGAAUAAAGAUUGCAAAAAAAAGGCUAAUAUGGAUGUACAUAAGUCGACAAGAAUCUUGUUUUGUGAAAUUAAUGUGAGUUGUAUUAUUAGGGUUUAAAACCUAAGCAGAACGUUUGUUAAAGCACUAUUGUGGAAUGACAUUUGUUUGUGUAACUGUUGAACGGAGUGCAUGUUUUUAAGCAGGGUUUUUACAAUCUGUCGGCCCUUAUAAGGAUCAUUGUUAUUGUUUUUAUAGUGCAUCGCAAUGCAUGAAAGACUUGCUUAAAGUACAUUAAAUGCAGUAUGAAAUAUGUCCGUUUAAAUGUUUAUGGCUUAAAUGUAUUUACAAUGAGCCGCUCUGACAUUAGGAUCCUGGAGCAUUUUUACUCCUUUUCUUUUGUAUCGAAACUCUUAUUAACAUUUUAUACUGUGCAGUUAUUCCCUGUUUUUUCUGAAAUGUUUGUGUUCCGAUUUUUAGACUGAGAAUUUCCAACUACAUUCUCAGCCGACCCAAGUCGGUUACAACCCUACAUUCUACCUCAGAUAAAAAUCUAAUGUAUUAAUAAUGAAUGAGCUCUUCUGUCAGCAUUCCCUAAUGCCGGCUUCUCUGAAGCCACAACAAAAUAAACUGUUCUUCAUUAAAUUUA
This is a messenger RNA of Oryzias melastigma (Indian medaka), 4078 nucleotides long. It is a transcript of the gene nr2c2, whose product is annotated as nuclear receptor subfamily 2, group C, member 2. The transcript is spliced from 15 exons. Gene Ontology annotation, biological process: positive regulation of embryonic development; anatomical structure development; cell differentiation. Gene Ontology annotation, molecular function: RNA polymerase II cis-regulatory region sequence-specific DNA binding; zinc ion binding; nuclear receptor activity. The record is from RefSeq and is a predicted model, not a curated record. Bases 283 to 2178 code for a protein of 631 amino acids. NCBI's taxonomy places the organism in Eukaryota, Metazoa, Chordata, Actinopteri, Beloniformes, Adrianichthyidae.